Molecule: messenger RNA, 828 nt
Organism: Angiostrongylus costaricensis
Lineage: Eukaryota; Metazoa; Nematoda; Chromadorea; Rhabditida; Metastrongylidae
Source: the annotation of a GenBank genome assembly
AUGGUUGACGCGCUGCCGCAGUUUAUGCCAAUGGAUAACUCACUGCUCAAUGGGAACUGGCGAUACCGAUACGAGUUUGUGAAGCAAUGUAACAAGCUUUGCGCAAUGUAUGGUAUCGAGGAGAUCAAUAGAACCAUGAGCGCUAUCGCACUCACUUUGGCCAACGAUAGAGUAGCAGAAGUACGGAAGGAGGCGGUCUCACUUCUGUCGCAAAUUCUCGCACGAUUAGUGGAUCAUGAAUGGUCUUACCUGACGGGUGAUGUUGAGUCGAAUGCUCAUUCUUCUUCAUCCACGUCAUUAACAGAGCUUUUCGUCCAUGAUUUAGUCAACGGUUUCGCAAAUACCCAGAAGUGGACUCGUCGUCAAACAUUUGUGUUUGUUUGCGAACGCGUGCUCAAGGAUCGUUCUCUAUCGCAAGAGCAGUUCCGGCUUUUCCUUUUGCCUCAUCUUCUAUCAAUGGCAUCUGACGAUGUCGUAAACGUCCGAAUAGCUGUUUGUCGCGCACUUUCUCUACUUGGUCCAUCGUUACAUUCUGCGACAACGAAUGACUUCAAGACUACGUCCUCAUUGGACGUUAGAGUCGUGCUGGAGCAACUGGUAAUGGAUAACGAUAUGGAUGUUUCUAGAGCAGCUAGACUUGCCAUGGGACAAAUGGUCGGCAGAGAAACGGUUGACAUUUCCACGCGAGGCUUUCGUUUAUGGGAAAGAGAGAAUGCAUUUUUGCAAAUGACCGACAAUUACGACGACAAAGAUAUGAGUUUAUGUUCAGACAAUAUGAGCGAAGAUGCCUCGGUUCAUGCAUCACAUGAUGUGCUUUCCUCCAAGUAA